CGUUAAGGAUGAAAAUGCUUUAAAAAACGAAUCUGGAAAUAAUUCCGGUUCCCUGUAUGAAAGCAUUGCGAACACAGCAAACAAUUUUUCUGAGAAAAUAACUAAGCUCAACAUUCCUGAGAAUUCAAUCAUGGAUCGUUAUCGUAUCGUGUUCAGUGAUCUAGCAACCAUUCUCAAGAAGAGCAAUGUCAUUUCUGCGAAUGGUCGGCCAAUUUCUGACCGUCUUUCCGGUCUUGCCGAUGAAAUACGUGAUGCUGGUGACGAAUUGGGCGAUUUCAGACAUCACGCUUCAAACUUUUUCUACGCGUUACACACCGAAAUGACUGCAAUUCACGAGAAACUGGAAGAGAUGGAAAGAGCUGAAAAUACCCUUUUCUCUUCAAUCGAGAUUAAAUUCCGCUUAACUGAAAAUUUUGGAAUGUUUGGUGGACAAUUUCGUUCAAACGCUGACGAUGAAGGGUUUAUACAAGAUCGCCUUAAAACUUUGGAAGAUAUGAUACCUGAGUUUCAGGCACAAUUAAAGAAGGUCAUGGAUUCGUUGGACAAAAUUCAACAAAGUGCAAGUAACACGCACGAAUAUUUGAUUGAUGGGGAACGCGAAGCGGAACAAGCUCUGAAACGUGUAUGGUUCGGUGCCAUCACAGAUUAUGAUGAUCGUGUCAGGGCGGAAAAUGAAUUAGGUCAAGUUCGUCUUUCAAUUGAAAUGUUACGAGCGAUGAAGUCGAAUCUUGUAAAAUUUGAAACUUUUUUGAAACAAUAUCGACGUCAAGUACAAGAUGUUAAAACACAAAUUCACGUGAAUCGGGCGAACUUAAAACCCACUAAACAGGAUAUAAAGUAUCUAAAGAACAGCGUCAAAAAAUUAGAAGAACAUCAUCAGCAAUUUGACCGAGCACAGAGUCGACUAGAUGAGAAAGAUUCCGGCGGCGAAAGAUAUUUGUUGUACGCUGACGAUUAUAGUUCUCGAAAUCGAGAUUGCGCUGAAUUUCAAAUUUUCUUUGAGAAACCUCAAGCCUAUUUGCGCAGUAUUCGUAUCUGGAGUUCGCAUGCCAUUAAUGCAUUGGGUUUCAUUUACUCGGAUGACACCACUGAAAUCUUCGGGGUGCCAGGGGAUGCAACUCCUCACGAUUUCAUGUGGCAAGAAGGAGAGAGAAUCAAGGAAUUGAGACGCAGUAUUGGAAGUAUAAUUUAUGGAAUUGAAUUUGUAACUAACAAGGGUCGAACGAGUGGAUGGCAUGGUAGUUUAGAUCGUGGAAAUAAAUAUGUGAUUCGAGGUGAAGGACAAGAAUGGAAUGGUAUACAUGGAAGUUUUUCGAAAUAUAUAUGCAGCAUAGGUGUGAUGUAA
Messenger RNA from Ambispora leptoticha, 1345 nucleotides. Lineage: Eukaryota; Fungi; Glomeromycota; Glomeromycetes; Archaeosporales; Ambisporaceae. The record is from the annotation of a GenBank genome assembly.